Messenger RNA from Coniosporium apollinis CBS 100218, 2517 nucleotides. RefSeq lists its product as uncharacterized. The record is from RefSeq and is a predicted model, not a curated record. The transcript is spliced from 3 exons. Gene Ontology annotation, molecular function: protein binding. Bases 1 to 2517 code for a protein of 838 amino acids. Lineage: Eukaryota; Fungi; Ascomycota; Dothideomycetes.
AUGACUGACCGCUUUACUCUAGACGCCGCUAAUGCCGGCCAUGCUGAGCCCGCUGGAAACGUCCAUUGGAUGGUUCCCCGUGCAGUCAACAAUCUGUUUACCGGACGCGCCGAGCUACUGGAUCAAAUCCAGGACGCCUUACUCGGUGACAAGACUUCCUGUGCUGGAAAGCAGAGGAGGUUCGUCAUUACUGGCCUAGGAGGACAGGGGAAAAGCGAGAUCUGCCUGAAGGUUGCGAAUGUGAUGCGUGAAGAGUUUUGGGGCGUGUUCUGGGUCGACAUCGGCAGUCCUUCUAUCGCUGAAAGUGGCUUCAUCGCCGUUGCAAGGAUCCUUGGAGCCACAGUCGAGAGGAUUGACGAUGCUCUUCGAAUCCUCGCAAACGAGAAGAGAAGCUGGCUCCUUAUCCUGGACAAUGCCGACGACCCAGACUUUGAUUAUCAACCGUACCUUCCGUCCGGAACUCACGGCGCAGUGAUCAUAACAUCUCGUGUCUCCCGCUGCAGCCGCUACAACACGGCUGGGUCAGAGGCACUCGCUGGUCUCGAUGUCCACCAUUCCACACGGCUUCUGCUUAAAGCAGCAGAGAUUCCCGAGGAAUCAUGGCCGUCUUACGAUCAACAAGCGAAGAUUGUUGUCAGCCUCUUAGGAUCACACACCCUUGCGCUGGUCCAGGCCGGCGCAUACAUUGGCAAUGGUCACGGCCGAUUGAACCAAUAUCCGGAAGUGUAUCAUCGGCAACGCCAACGACUUCUUAAAUACCGGCCCAGUCAGGCGCAGUCUAGGUAUCGGGAUGUCUACGCUACGUUCGAAGCAUCUGCUUAUAUGCUGGAGCGGUCCGAAAGUCAGGCCGCAAAAGAUGCUCUGCGCUUGCUUGAAAUUCUAUCCAUGCUGCAUUCUAGCAUUCUUCCUCUAGAGAUCUUCCAAGAUGCAUGGGAAGGUUCCAGACGAAUUCUCCUUGCCAACCACACAAACACGAGUGAACUGGGCAAUCUACGUCAAUGGCACAUUUCCCAAUUACCCGACUUCAUGGUCAUAGAAGGAAGCGAAUGGGAUGCUUACCGUCUCGUCGAAGCUAGUUCUUUACUUGUCUCGCUUUCUCUAAUCACACGGCACGAUUCAGACGGAGUGCCCGGACUGUCUAUGCAUCCACUGACGCACGCUUGGGCUAAGGAUCGUCAGGAGUUGAACCAGCAAGGCCAGGCUUGGAUCGCCGCUGCAUCUAUCCUUACACUAUCUAUUUUUGUCUCUGAUACAUGGCAAAGACAAGAGAGGCAUCUACGGCCGCAUAUACAGUCUUGCCUGACUAUCGAGGUCAAGACAGCGUUCUCACUAGGACCCGUAGCCAUGGUCCUCCCGAUCUUUCUCAGAUGCGGCCGGAUCCUGUCACAUAUGCGGGACGAUUCUAGACUUAGUCGUCUUCUAAAAGAGAUAUUCGCCCAGCUCAAAAUCGACCCAGAGAUACCAUCGGAAGAAUUUUUGCCUAUCUAUGAUCUUAGCGCAACGAGUUUGAUGGAUCUGGGGUAUCAUAAGCAGGCCCUCGCACUACUAGAGCAUAUCGUCGAAACCGAAGAGACCGCGCUGAUGGAGGACCACCCAGAUCGGCUUGCCUCGCAGCAUGAGCUCGCUGUGGCUUAUCAGGAGAAUGGUCAAGUAAAGCAGGCUAUUAUACUACUAGAGCACGUAGUUAAGAUUCGCGAGACUACGCUAGUAGAGGACCACCCAGAUCGGCUCACCUCGCAGCACGAGCUCGCUAGAGCUUACCAGGCGAAUGGUCAAGUAAAGCAGGCCAUCGCACUACUAGAGCACGUAGUUAAGAUUCGCGAGACUACGCUAGUAGAGGACCACCCAGAUCGGCUCACCUCGCAGCACGAGCUCGCUAGAGCUUACCAGGCGAAUGGUCAAGUAAAGCAGGCCAUCGCACUACUAGAGCACGUAGUUAAGAUUCGCGAGACUACGCUAGUAGAGGACCACCCAAAUCGGCUCGCCUCGCAGCACGAGCUCGCUAGAGCUUACCAGGCGAAUGGUCAAGUAAAGCAGGCCGUCGCACUACUAGAGCAUGUUGUUAAGAUUCAUAAGACUACGCUAGUAGAGGACCAUCCAAAUCGGCUCGCCUCGCAGUCUUACCAGGCGAAUGGUCAAGUAAAGCAGGCCAUCGCACUACUAGAGCACGUAGUUAAGAUUCGCGAGACUACGCUAGUAGAGGACCACCCAAAUCGGCUCGCCUCGCAGCACGAGCUCGCUAGAGCUUACCAGGCGAAUGGUCAAGUAAAGCAGGCCGUCGCACUACUAGAGCAUGUUGUUAAGAUUCAUAAGACUACGCUAGUAGAGGACCAUCCAAAUCGGCUCGCCUCGCAGUGUACGCUCGCUAAAGCUUACCAGGUGAAUCGUCAAGUAAAGCAGGCUAUUGCACUACUAGAGCAUGUUGUUAAGAUUCGCGAGACCACGCUAGCAGAGGACCACCCAAAUCGGCUCGCCUCGCAGCGCUUGCUCGCUAGGGCUUACCAGGCGAGUGGCUGA